This is a messenger RNA of Mucor velutinosus, 1734 nucleotides long. RefSeq lists its product as uncharacterized. Bases 1 to 1734 code for a protein of 577 amino acids. Gene Ontology annotation, molecular function: phosphatidylinositol binding; ubiquitin binding. The record is from RefSeq and is a predicted model, not a curated record. Gene Ontology annotation, biological process: protein transport to vacuole involved in ubiquitin-dependent protein catabolic process via the multivesicular body sorting pathway; Golgi to vacuole transport; Golgi to endosome transport. The transcript is spliced from 14 exons. Gene Ontology annotation, cellular component: trans-Golgi network. NCBI's taxonomy places the organism in Eukaryota, Fungi, Mucoromycota, Mucoromycetes, Mucorales, Mucoraceae.
AUGCCGAGUACAUUAAUCGCCAUCAUAGAGGGAGCGUGUAGUCCUGCGCGUUAUGAACCUGAAUUAAGUCUUAAUCUCGAGAUUUGUGAAAUGAUUAACAAAAAACAAGGCUCAGCUCCAAGAGAAGCUGCUUCUGCUAUCGUAAAAUUAGUCAAUAGCAAGAAUUUGAACCAGGCCAUGUUGGCACUCACAUUACUAGACAACUGCGUCAAGAAUUGCGGUUACCCAUUUCACCUUCAAAUUGCCUCGAAAGAAUUCUUGAAUGAAUUGGUUCGCAAAUUUCCAGAGCGUCCUGCACCUUUUCCUAGCCCUGUAGUGCAAAGAAUUCUUUAUUUUAUCAAGGAAUGGAAGGUUGCGUUGACAGACAUGUCGAGACAUAAGGAUGACCUGGUUCAUAUCAAAGAUAUGUAUCGAUUGCUGAGAUUCAAGGGUUAUCGAUUCCCUGAACUGAGAGACUCUUCAGUAGCUGCAUUAGCACCUUCGGAUUCUUUAAAAUCAGCCCAUGAAUUGGAGGAGGAAGAUCGUGUUGCUCAAUCAGCUAAAUUGCAAGAAUUGAUUCGUCGUGGUAGACCUCAAGAUCUAGUUGAAGCCAAUCGAUUGAUGAAGAUCAUGUCUGGAUUUGAUACGAGACAAACUCCUGAUUACAGCCAAAAGUUUGAAGAUGAACUUCACAAGAUUCAGGAUAAAGCCAUCUUAUUGUAUGAGAUGUUGGAAACUAUUAAACCUGGAGAGAAAGUGGAUAGAAAUGAGACCAUCAUGGAUUUGAAAGGUGCUUGUGCUAGCGCUCAGCCAAAGAUUCAAAAGAUGAUUACAGAGGAAGAAGAUAACGACAAGAUUGAAAACCUGCUUACAUUGAAUGACAUGAUUAACAAUGUGAUGGCCAAAUUCGCUGACGUAAAGAAGGGAUUGUAUGAUACCCAGUACGAGAUUAGUGGAAAACCACCUACGCAAGACACCAACACAACAGAGGAGCCUAAACAAGCCAUCAGUUUGAUUGAUUUGGAUGAUACACCCGCAAUGUCUUCAUCUACUGGAUCAGCAAGCCCUAGUAUCAACAACAAGAGUGCCUUGAAUGAAUUAUCUGAUCUCUUUGGUAGCAGUAGUAUUUCAUCUCCACCCCCACCUUCAUCUAGUCAACAGCAGCAACAACCACUCUCUGCUUUUGAUCUAUUGGGCGCUUCAUCUUCUUCUCCAGCUCCUCAGCAGCAACAGCAACAACAGCCCAAGAAAAGCAAUGACAUCUUUGACCUCUUGGGCGGCGGUAUUCCCAACAACCCUUCUCCUUUAGCUUCUCAUUCAGAGAUUGCUUCGCCCUCCAUUUCCAAUAUCAAUGUGCCAUCACAAACUAGACAACAGCAAACUCCAUCUCCUGUAUUUAACUCUAGUCAAGAUGCUGCUCAUGUUGAGUCAGCUAUUUUGGUCAAUAAGAAUGGUUUGCAGAUCGAAUUACAGAUGAAGAACCCUCAUGACAGUGUUUGCCAGAUCAGGGCCUAUUUCUCUAAUCAAUCUACUGCUCCUAUGGAAAAGCUGAUGUUGAGAUUGGCUGCACCCAAGUCUAUGCAAAUCAAAAUGGAGCCUCAAUCCUCUCAAAUCAUACCACCUAAAUCAGAUAAGUCUGUUACCCAAGGCAUUGUCUUGAACAAUCCAAAUAAGGAACCAUUGCGUUUGAGAUACAAAGUGUCUUAUGAACAAUUUGGUGUCGAGAUGGAAUUGACUGGAGAUUAUCAUGCUUAA